AUGAGCAAACAACUUUUUCAGGUGAAAGAACACCCUUCCGGUCGCGGUGUGGAAGCCGCCGGCGCUAAGGAGGUGCGGGUUACGAGUCUGGAAGAGGCGGUGGGCGUGCUUAAGAAGGGGGCCGAGCACCGGGCGACGGCGGCGACGCUGAUGAACAACGUCUCCAGCAGAAGCCACAGCAUUUUCAUGCUCAGGUUGGACCAGGUGGGAGUAAUCCCGAGAGCCGUGUCCACUCUGCUGGCGGAUGCGGAGGCGCGGAGGGCGCAGGGGUGGGAGUUCGCGCUGACGGCCACGUAUGUGGAGAUCUACAACGAGAAGAUCCGCGACCUCCUCAACCCAGCUAACGAUAACUUGCAGGUGAAAGAACACCCUUCCGGUCGCGGUGUGGAAGCCGCCGGCGCUAAGGAGGUGCGGGUUACGAGUCUGGAAGAGGCGGUGGGCGUGCUUAAGAAGGGGGCCGAGCACCGGGCGACGGCGGCGACGCUGAUGAACAACGUCUCCAGCAGAAGCCACAGCAUUUUCAUGCUCAGGUUGGACCAGCGAGACGUUGUGCACGACUGCAAGGUAUCAGCCCGGCUCACCCUCGUGGACCUGGCGGGGUCGGAGAGGGCGGGGAAGACGGGGGCAGAGGGGAAGCGGCUGGAGGAGGCGAACAGCAUCAACGUGUCGCUGCACACGCUGGGCAGGGUCAUCCGGACGCUGAGCGAGAACGGCCCCCACGUGCCGUUCCGCGACUCGAAGCUCACGCGCCUGCUGCAGGAGUCUCUGGGCGGAAACAGCCGCACGGUGCUGAUAAUCUGCUGCAGCCCGGACGAAGCCCAAGCGCAGGAGACGUUGUCCACCCUUAAGUUCGGCGAGUGCGCCAAGCGAGUGACCACUUUCGCCUCUGCUAACGUGGUGGCGGCGCCGGACAAGGUCUCGCAGCAGCUGUCUGAGCUGAGGGCCGAGGUCGUCCGUCUCAAGCGACAGCUCCACGACUGUCAGCUGCGAGAGGCUCGGCGGAGCGAGGCAUUUCCAUCGAUUGGGGGAAGGCGAUCGAGUCGGUCUUCCAUGUUGAUGGGAGAGCGGGCCUCCACGGGCGGGGGCAGCGCUCUGCGCCGGAAGCUGGGUUCUUCCCCGCUCAGCCGGCCGGCUUCUUUCAACAACGCUGCCGGCCUCGCCAGCGAUCUUGCCAACAGCAGGUCGCGGUCCGGAGGCCGCAGCAGCUGGAGCCGGGAGAGGGAUGAGGGCGGCGGCGGUCCUCUGCCGCGCCGCCGCCCGGCGGUCUCUUCCGGAGGCUCGGGGCAAGACGGAGAAGAAGGAGGGACGGAAAGCACCAAGCCGCCGCCGCAGUCCAAUUCGCCGUCUUCUUGUAGUGCUACCGAUGUUUCGGCGGCGAGUGCGGCGGUGGUAGGGGCGGCGGCGGUGGUAGGGGCGGCGGCGGUGGCGGCGGCUGCUCGGGGGCGGGGGCGGCAGCGGGGGCGGCAGGAAGGCGGUGAGUUCGCCCAGGCGAAUAAGAAGGCUCAGGCGAAAACGCAGCAGCGGGGGGGAGAGGGAAACGACGGGCAAGGGUCAAGAUCGGUCGGCUCCGACUCUGAUCUGGAAGAGAUCAGGACGGCGGCGGAGGGGGGGGGGAAGUCGCCGGCACGGGCGGGGGCGUCGUCAUCGUCUUGGAUGCCGCCGUCUUGCGAGGGGGAGAACGGAGGAGAAAGGGAGGGCACGCGGGAGCAACAACCGGAGCUGCGCGCGGUGCUGGCCAGGCUGCAGGGGCUGGAGAACUCGUGGGUCGCGAGGGUGAAGCAGUUCGAGAAGCUGCUGGCGCUCAAAGACCUCCGCAUAGAGUCCCUGACGCUGCUCCACAAGCACGGGCCGCUGUCCUCCGGCCGGCCAGCAGGCGCUGGCAGCGGCAGCGUUAGCGGUGGCCGCCACCGCCGCGGUUUCGACAACCACCGCCAGGUGGCAGAAGAGGAGGAGGAGGAGGGGGCCGCCCUCGCCAAGAGUAACGGCGCCGCCACCCCGUCGGGGAAGCAAGGCGGGGCGCCCGGCAGCGCGGGCGGGAGGCGCAAGAAGAGACGGAGCUCCCCACGGGAGAGGCGUUCGCCUAGACGAGAACGGAUCUCUCCGAGGCGGACAACGCGAGGCGGGGAAGCGGCGGCGGCGGCGGCGGCAGAGGAAGAGGCUGAGAACAGCGGCGGCGGGGAGAGGGCCGAAGAAGGCGCCAGGAAGCGCGGCAGCACGCGCGGGAAGGGUCCCGCCUUCCCGCCGAGCGAGCGCAAGCACGGGGGUGCCUUGGCGACAGCGGCGGCGGUGGCCUUCCCCACGGCGCCCCCGCCGUCGCCCAUGAUCCCGCAGGAAGCCCGCAGGUCGUUCGCGCUCGACGGCGCCGACUCUGACAACGAUUAUUGA
Ectocarpus siliculosus is the source of this 2385-nucleotide messenger RNA. The record is from the annotation of a GenBank genome assembly. Lineage: Eukaryota; Phaeophyceae; Ectocarpales; Ectocarpaceae.